Molecule: messenger RNA, 1911 nt
Organism: Lathyrus oleraceus (garden pea)
Lineage: Eukaryota; Viridiplantae; Streptophyta; Magnoliopsida; Fabales; Fabaceae
Product: cell division protein FtsZ homolog 2-2, chloroplastic
Exons: 8
Coding region: 248-1663 (471 amino acids)
Biological process (GO): chloroplast fission
Cellular component (GO): chloroplast; cytoplasm
Molecular function (GO): GTPase activity; GTP binding
Source: RefSeq, a predicted model, not a curated record
UAACUGCAGUGAACCAUCUGUGAUUUAUUGAUGCAGUGAACCUUGCAUGAUUUUCUUAACUGCAGUGAACCAUGGUCCUCACUUUCUUACUGAUAAACCCCUUUGUUGUUUUCCGCAUUGCCACAUCUGGGUUUUACCAAUCAAAAUGAUUUCCUCAAAUUCUCAGGUUUUGGAAGAUACGAUUCUGGGUAAAUGGAAAGUUUGAUUCUUUUGGAACCCUAAUUUUGCUCUGUAUUUGAAGUUCAAAAUGGUUACUUGUUUGUCAACAAAUUUUGUACAUUCUAAUGCUAGAAAUUCAGCAGCGUUGCCGAGUGUUAGUGUUAGAGGAAGGACAUUCCCUAGGAGAGUUAAUUUCAUGAAAAAUUUUGAUGGCAAAAAUGGUGUAAGUAAGUUAGGUUUAGUUCAAGUUAAGUGUUCAAAUCAUAGCCAAGACCCUUUUCUACAUCUACAUCCAGAGGUUUCGAUGCUUAGAGGUGAGGCGAGCAAGACGGGGAAUAUUCCAAGAAAGGGUAGUUUAGGUGAGGAUUUGUCCGAGAGGUUAGAAGAUACGUCUAGCCAAAGUAAUUACAAUCAGGCAAAGAUUAAGGUUAUUGGCGUGGGAGGUGGUGGAUCUAACGCGGUUAAUCGCAUGAUUGAGAGUUCGAUGCAGGGAGUUGAGUUUUGGAUUGUUAACACGGAUGUACAGGCAAUGAGAAUGUCACCUGUGUUUCCUGAGAACCGUUUGCAAAUUGGUUUGGAGCUUACGCGAGGUCUUGGAGCUGGUGGUAACCCUGAGACGGGAAUGAAUGCUGCGAAAGAAAGUAAAGAAUCAAUUGAAGAGGCGGUUUAUGGAGCUGAUAUGGUCUUUGUUACGGCUGGAAUGGGCGGUGGAACUGGCACAGGUGGUGCUCCGAUUAUUGCGGGUGUUGCAAAGUCAAUGGGUAUACUGACUGUUGGGAUUGUGACCACCCCUUUUUCAUUUGAAGGACGAAAGAGAGCCAUUCAAGCACAAGAAGGAAUUACUGCUUUAAGAGAUAGUGUCGAUACUCUAAUAGUUAUUCCAAACGACAAGCUAUUAACCGCAGUUUCUCAAGCUACCCCUGUAACCGAGGCAUUCAAUCUUGCUGAUGAUAUUCUUCGACAAGGCGUUCGUGGCAUAUCUGAUAUUGUUACAGUACCAGGGUUGGUAAAUGUAGAUUUUGCUGAUGUUCGAGCUAUAAUGGCUAAUGCUGGUUCUUCUCUGAUGGGGAUAGGAACUGCAACUGGCAAAACAAGGGCAAGAGAUGCUGCAUUAAAUGCUAUCCAGUCACCUUUACUAGAUAUUGGUAUUGAAAGGGCUACUGGGAUUGUUUGGAACAUAACUGGUGGAACUGAUCUUACCUUGUUUGAGGUAAAUGCUGCUGCAGAGGUUAUCUACGACCUCGUGGACCCUAGUGCUAAUUUAAUUUUUGGAGCAGUAAUAGAUCCAUUACUCACAGGUCAAGUAAGCAUAACACUAAUUGCAACCGGAUUCAAGCGUCAAGAGGAAGACGAAGCGAGGCCCCUACAGGCUAGUCAGCUCAGUCAGGGAGAUACAGCCAUCGGUUUCAAUCGGCGGCCUUCCUCUUUCUCCGACAAUGGUAGUUUCUUUGACAUCCCUGAGUUCUUACAAAAGAAAGGACGCUCACGCUAUCCAAGGGUUUAAUACUUUUCUUCCCAAUGCCACACAUUUCUUCAUAGACGCAUCGAUUUUCACUUGGAUCAUAGAUAAGUUUUUCUCCGGUUUAGGUGUUACAUCCCAGUUUUACUCCUUUUUAGAUUUUAUAACUCAAGAUUUGUUCUACAGUUUCGGUUUGUUUAUCUAGACUUGUACUUGAAUAUUUGCAGCUUCUAUUUGCAGCUUCUAUGAUUUCUUUGUUGGUAUAUAUAUUUGAAUAAGUUAAUUAGCUUGUA